GAACUGUAUUGAAACCAGCUCAUUGGUUGACGUCACCCGAACACCACAGACCGUAGCUCGAUAACUUCGUGAUCGACAAAUAUUGAAGCUAGAGGAGGCAGGAUCUUCAAUGCGACCGUGCUGCCAUGGCAAAUCUCGAUCCAACCACCUCUCUCGUUGGCUCAGUAGCUUACUACUAGUGCUUGUGGCGGUGGGGCAUGAUGCCGUUUUAUUCUAGUUGCGAUUGGAUAGAGAAAGCCAUCAUGGCUUCAAUAUCAGAUUUUGACCUCGUAUUAGGUAUAUCACGCUGUUCAUCGUAUGUGAAUUGAGCAGGGGCAGGAAGUGAGGCAGCGCCAUUGCAGUGGCGUCGCUUGAAUUUGUUAUGUUGAUGAAAACAGAAGGAAGAGUGAUGGGUACCUACAAAUGUAGUACAAAUAGAUGCUGAGGCGGUCACAUCAUAUUCCAGCUAGAUUUUAUCAUUCAGAAUUAGUCGAUCUUAUAGGUGAAUUCUAAUUCUUCGAGAUAUCCGCAAAGAUGUAUUCCAAGUCUUCGAUAGCAUUACUAGCGGUCGCGCUUCUCUCGCCAUUGGCUGCCACCCAAGUCGGGACAUUCAGCUGUCAUACGCGAGAAACAUGGGGCUUCACACCAAAGUGCUGCAUGAACAUUGAUGGACAAGUCGGAACAAAUUGCGUCUCAGCACAUCAGAUGGGGGCCACUGAUCCAAUAUGGGAAUGCAACCUUUUCGUGUACAACAUCACGGGAUGUUGCCAGUCUAUCGGAUACAAGAACCCGUACACGAAUAAUACGGUCGAUCUAUGCGCAACGUCUGUUGACCCGUGAAUUGGUAGUAUGGUAAUAGAGAAAGGUAUCCGGGGUUAGAGGAGGUUUGGAUUGUCAUUAUUCAGCGAACAUAAAAAGCAAACAUUGAAUGUGUAUACGAUCGAUUAGUAAGGCGGAUGCGGGAUAGAAGUCGUACUCCGAUCGGAUGGUCCGAAUGAUGCGGACGAUGAUGCCAUCAAGAUAUACCCAAUAGAUUUAGAGAUCGAUAAGAAUUAAGUCUACACGGAUAAGGUCUAAUUGGUGCUAGAAGGCGCUAAGUCGAUGCGAGAUCCUCGGUCUUUCCCUUCCCGAUGCGUAGUGCAUUACAUGGGAAGUAGCCAAGCAAAC
Molecule: messenger RNA, 1146 nt
Organism: Hypoxylon trugodes
Lineage: Eukaryota; Fungi; Ascomycota; Sordariomycetes; Xylariales; Hypoxylaceae
Exons: 4
Coding region: 514-819 (101 amino acids)
Source: RefSeq, a predicted model, not a curated record